AGCAAACCGCGGAAAUUGCAUUCAGUGUAAAGCAGCCGUUAGCCAUGCCAACAAGUGCAUUACAAAUUAUAUUUUUUUAAAAGUACCACUGAGCGCAACAAUUUUCUCAUAAUUGGCCUACCUUAAAUAAUGCCAUAAAAAAUAAAAAUAUUUAAAAAAAGAAGUAAAGUUGUAAAAUCGGUUAAAAAUGUCGAUGCUCGAAUUGGAAUCAUUAUUGUAUCGUAAACGGAAUGUGGUUUAUGCUUUUGUGCGUCAUAAGUUAAUGGUGCUUUGUAGACAGUCGUUGAUACGCGUGCAGUCUGCUGAAGGCAUAAAACGUAUCGAGAUUUCACCGAAAGCUAACUUAAAGGAGCUCUUCGAAAUGGUACAUCAUAAUCUCAAAGUUGAUGGCUUCGGACUCUUCAAAGAGCGCAAUUUCCUUACAGAGUUGCAUUCUAGUCAUUCGCAAAAAAUUGGCUCCUGCUUGAAGCAUGGCGAUAUGUUGUAUCUGAAGAAAAUUGCAGGUGGAUCGAUACGUCGUACUAGCACUACUGCAAUUGAUGAUUUUGAGACUUCGAGUGUCAAUUCAGCUUCAGCAAGCAGCACCAAACUAUUUCAAUCUUCUACCGCCGUCGUGGAAGAUGAAGUGGAUCAAGCGUUAUCCAAAAUGGAUGGUUUGAUUGAACGUCCACGUGAUGCAAAGCUUUGUCGUCACAACGCUAAUGGUCGUUGUGUGCAUUGCUCACCACUUGAACCGUACGAUGAUAACUAUCUGAAGGAGCAAAAGAUCAAACAUUGGUCUUUUCAUUCAUACAUACGCAAACAGAAGUCUGGCAUUGAUCGUGGCAAGUAUGUCGCAUUCGAUGAUAUUAAUUGUCGCAUAAAGCCUGGCUGUCGUGAGCAUCCACCAUGGCCCAAGGGUAUCUGUUCCAAAUGUCAACCAUCGGCUGUUACGCUAAAUCGUCAAAUUUAUCGUCAUGUUGAUAAUAUUAUGUUUGAGAAUCCCACAAUCGUUGAGCGUUUUCUUGACUAUUGGCGUACCACAGCUCAUCAGAGAAUGGGUUAUCUGUAUGGCACCUAUGAGGUACAUGCUGAUGUACCACUUGGUAUACGUGCAACUGUAGCGGCCAUUUACGAACCGCCACAGGAGUCGACACGUGACUCGAUUAGGUUGCUAGAUGACGAAGCAGCAGCUGAGGUGGAGGAGUUAGCACAAGCAUUGGGUUUGAAGAAGGUUGGUUGGAUUUUCACUGAUCUCAUUACCGAUGAUCCAGCUGUUGGCAGUGUCAAGCACUUACGCGGCAUUGAGACACAUUUUCUCACUGCACAAGAGUGCAUCACGGCGGGCGAACUGCAAAAUCGUCACCCGAAUCCGUGUAAAUAUGGCUCUAGUGGUUACUUCGGCUCGAAAUUUGUUACAGUGUGUGUAACAGGCGAUAGCAGCAAGCAAGUACAUACAGAGGGAUAUGCUGUAUCAGCUCAGUGUAUGGCUUUGGUGCGAGACAAUUGCCUAAUACCCACCAAAGAUGCACCCGAAUUGGGUUAUGUACGCGAAUCAACAGAUAAACAAUAUGUUCCAGAUGUCUACUAUAAGGAGAAAGACCAAUAUGGCAAUGAAGUACAGCGUUUGGCGCGCCCGCUGCCAGUUGAAUAUUUGCUGGUGGAUGUGCCCGCCUCAACUCCACUCCAACCACAAUUCACAUUUACACAGUACAAGAAGCGCGGUGAACCAUUUCCGGUGGAGAAUCGUUACCUCGAUGGACAUUUGCAGGAUUUCGGUGCGCUAAGCACGUAUCUCUCCCACUGGACGGAACAUGAAUUUCUCGAGGCCAUUUCUGAUUUCCAUUUGUUGUUGUAUUUGUAUCGAAUGGACACAGUGCCGUUGCGCGCACACAUCGCCCCCCUACUGGAGGCCGUACGCAGCAAGAAUUCCGAUUUGGCUUACAGUUUUAAGGCCAGCGAACCAUGGAAGCUACUGGAGUCGCUCAUACAGGCGAGCACCGGCAGUGGCAGCGUACACUCUGCUGGCAGUGCAACGGUUGCUUCGAAUACGGGUACCGCCGCCGCUGGUGGUGGUGGUGCCGCCGGCGCGAACACUCAGUGGCAAUGCAAUCACUGCACUUUUAUUAAUCCGGGCGAAUUGAGCUCGUGCGAGAUGUGUUCGCUGCCGAGAUAAACGCUUUGUCGCACUCCUUGCUUUCGCCGUCAUCGUUGCCGUUGCUGCGGACGCAAUACGGAUCAGUUGAUUGCUUGGUUGGUUGAUUGGUCGGUCAGUUGGUGGGUUGGUUGGUGCUGCGUUCGCCUAUAAGCGCAAUGUGUGGCAGGAUUGUUGAUUGACAGGACUUCAUUAUUAUUUAAUUUAAAUUAUAAUUACAACAAAAACAAAACAACUAUCUUAACUAUUACAAUUUGCAGCAAACGUGUGUGAAAAAAGGAAGCAUGCAUGGAAAUAAAGGUUAUUUAAGAUCCUCUAAUCCUUACACUUGAUAUAUAAGUGUUAAUUGAAUAAAUGGUUUGGCUAUUGCAACUGUUUAGCUUGUACUUCUUCCGUUUACCCUCCAGUUUGAUUUACAAACAUAUAUACUCACGUGUUAACCUUGAAACACACAACUUUGGAAAAUAUAUCCUCAACAAAAUAUUUAUAAAAAUAACAGAGAAAUAAUCAAUAAACAAAAUCAAUGUCAUCGUCGUCGGUAUGUGUAAUUAUUAUGGCACUCAUGUUUAUGCUAAAAAUAUAGAUUCAAUAAAUAAAUAAAUUAUUUAUCUAUUAA
This is a messenger RNA of Zeugodacus cucurbitae (melon fly), 2750 nucleotides long. RefSeq names its product nuclear protein localization protein 4 homolog (gene Npl4). NCBI's taxonomy places the organism in Eukaryota, Metazoa, Arthropoda, Insecta, Diptera, Tephritidae. Gene Ontology annotation, cellular component: nucleus. The record is from RefSeq and is a predicted model, not a curated record. The transcript is spliced from 9 exons. Gene Ontology annotation, molecular function: ubiquitin binding; ubiquitin protein ligase binding. Gene Ontology annotation, biological process: ubiquitin-dependent protein catabolic process. Bases 188 to 2155 code for a protein of 655 amino acids.